UUCUUCUUCUGUGGUAUCAGGUACAGCCACAGUUUUGAAGAGCUGUUAGAGUACGAGACAAGAAGUCCAGAAGAUCCCCACACCCUUAAUGACUUCCUAGAGAUCCUGAUUAAGAUUCGGAACAGACACAAUGACGUGGUGCCCACUGUGGCCCAGGGUGUCAUCGAAUACAAAGAGAAGUUUGGUUUUGACCCCUUCAUCAGCAGCAAUGUGCAGUACUUCCUUGACCGCUUCUACACCAACCGCAUUUCUUUCCGCAUGCUCAUCAACCAGCACACUCUUCUGUUUGGUGACGCCGCUUGUCUUGCGCAACCAAAACACAUCGGAAGCAUCGACCCAGCCUGCAACGUGGCUGAGGUGGUGAGAGAUGCAUAUGAGACAGCAAAGAUGCUCUCUGAGCAGUACUACAUGACAGCACCUGAACUGAAGAUCGGGGAACUCAACUCCAAAGCUCCAAAGAAGCCUAUACAGGUGGUCUAUGUGCCCUCUCAUCUUUUCCACAUGCUGUUUGAGCUCUUCAAGAAUUCCAUGCGGGCAACAGUGGAGCUCUAUGAAAACAGCAGUGAGGGGCUUCCUCCAGUGAAAGCAAUGGUUACUCUGGGAAAAGAGGAUCUCUCAGUAAAGAUUAGUGACAAAGGUGGAGGUGUCCCCUUAAGAAAGAUUGAUCGUCUUUUCAAUUACAUGUAUUCCACUGCUCCAACACCACGUCUGGAUCCCUCACAAACUGCUGUCCCACUGGCUGGUUUUGGCUAUGGACUGCCAAUCUCUAGACUCUAUGCACGCUACUUUCAGGGAGACUUGAACCUGUACUCAAUUGAAGGGUUCGGGACAGAUGCAGUAAUUCAUCUUAAGGCUCUUUCUAGUGAGUCUUUUGAGCGUCUUCCAGUCUUCAAUAAGUCAGCGUGGCGACAUUACCAGACAGGUCCUGAGGCUGAUGACUGGAGUAACCCGAGCAGUGACCCACGAGAUGCAUCCACGUAUAAAGCCAACAGAUGACUUUAUUGUAUCUGCUACAGUAAUAGUGAUGGAAUUACAGCAGCCAAGCUUAAACAGAACACUGCCACAUAAGGAAACUUGAUAUUUGACCUUUAUAGGACUUGCUUACUGCCAUUUCUAAAGGUCUGAAAAUAAUAGCUUUACAAUAGUGAGAGUGUGGAGGAUAUAUAGGUUAUGUGGAGAAUAUAGCAAGAAACAACUGAAAACUCAUCUCUUCUGUGAGUAUCUAACUGCCUCCAAUAAUAAUACAAAUUAAAA
This is a messenger RNA of Sinocyclocheilus rhinocerous, 1254 nucleotides long. Its product is annotated as pyruvate dehydrogenase (acetyl-transferring) kinase isozyme 3, mitochondrial-like. The transcript has 9 exons. Gene Ontology annotation, molecular function: pyruvate dehydrogenase (acetyl-transferring) kinase activity. The annotation marks the transcript as partial. The record is from RefSeq and is a predicted model, not a curated record. Gene Ontology annotation, cellular component: mitochondrion. NCBI's taxonomy places the organism in Eukaryota, Metazoa, Chordata, Actinopteri, Cypriniformes, Cyprinidae. Gene Ontology annotation, biological process: protein phosphorylation; regulation of glucose metabolic process.